This is a messenger RNA of Neurospora crassa OR74A, 2910 nucleotides long. Its product is annotated as AMP-binding enzyme. The coding region runs from base 649 to 2685 and encodes 678 amino acids. Gene Ontology annotation, molecular function: medium-chain fatty acid-CoA ligase activity. The record is from RefSeq and is a predicted model, not a curated record. NCBI's taxonomy places the organism in Eukaryota, Fungi, Ascomycota, Sordariomycetes, Sordariales, Sordariaceae. Gene Ontology annotation, biological process: fatty acid metabolic process. The transcript is spliced from 2 exons.
CUUGACAUACUCUCGUUGGAGAACAUGACCUCAGGGCACAUGUUGCAUCUCGCCAGCAGCGACCAUGGUACCUCUAGGAUAUCCAGGGGCAAAGCCACUGGCAGAUGCAGAUGAACUGCUAAGCAAAUGCAGGAGAGAAAUCUGGGGGAGGAAUCUGGGGAAGCUCCCGUCUCCCGUCUCCCGUCCGAGCCACGCCCCAAGGAAUGUAACCUCUCUCAUGACCUUACCUACCCCGCACUACCUCAUUACUCUUACCGCCCACCGCCAGCACACUACUGUACCCCGUCUCAGUCCUUGUUCUGGCGGCGGCCGCCUUUCCCUGUUGAGAGCAAAAAGGGGAGGGGCAAGUCCCGAAACCAGACCGAAGAUCGCCUGGUCAGCAGCGUGCAACGGUGAUGGGUCUUUGCUUCGAACCAGUUGGUCUAGGUCGGCCGACUGGGGAGUGCAAGAUGGCUGGAUUAUCUCUCGCAUCAAGGCUUGCGUCUCCUUCCUUCUCCCUACGUUGAUACUCGUGUUUCAUAUACUGUGCUGCUUCUAUGAUGACAGGUGUGACGAGACUACGUUGAGCAUUUCGAGAUACAGGGUACACGGGACAAGGAGGGAGAGAUCUUUUGAAUAUCACUACCCCCCACAGCACACACGCACACGAUGCUCUGCCGACCUCGGCUGACCAGCCCGGCCUUCAGACGAAGCUUGUUCAAAGCAUGGCGAAAUUCACAGACCUAUAGACCGAGAUGCCAGACGGCGAGGUCAAUCAGCGGAUUGGUAAAGAGUAUUGCCCAAGGCCCAACUGACCCACCAUUGCUUCACGACACCAUUCCUCAACACUUCGCUUCCGUCGUCUCCCAACAUGGUGACCGUCCUGCAGUGAUAGCGCGAUCGCCAACGGCUAUCCCCGAUGCCUUCCCGAAUCUCGCGCCCGACCAGCUUCCCGAAGCUCUAGAAACGGCCCAUACAUAUGAGGAACUUGAUCGGGUAUCCAACCGUCUUGCGCAUUCCCUACGGUCGCUUGGCGUAAAGAAAGGCGAUAGAGUGGCCGUUAGCUUGGGAAACUGCGCAGAAUACGCUGCCAUCACUUACGCCGUCUUCAAGCUCGGUGCCAUUCUUGUGCCUUUGAAUCCGGGAUUCAACGCCAAGCAGGUAUCUGCUGCCCUGAAUCACCUCAACGUUGAGCUUCUGAUCAUUGGCGCUAUUACGGAUCUGGCCUACAAACCGUGCCGUGGACGGAGCAACCUCCCGCUUCUUCGGGACAUUGUUCCUGAUAUAGAGUCGGGCAGGAUCGAAGCCCCUCAUGUGCCAUCACUACGAACAGUAGUUGUCCUCGACAACACCCCUUCUCACCCUGCUUCGGAAUUUCCACCGCUAUCGUCAUGCCGGUCACUCAUCCCCUUCUCGAUUCUGAUGGAUGGCUCCGGCGCACCUGUAACACCCGAUUCACCACUCUGUCCUUCAGAGACUAUCAACAUCCAAUUCACCUCCGGCACGACCUCACACCCAAAGGCCGCCAUGCUCACUCACACCGGCAUUCUCAACAACGGCGCGCUCAUCGCCAACCGCAUGGGUCUCGAGCCCACCGACAGCAUGGUCGUUCCUCCUCCGCUCUUCCACUGUUUUGGGUGCAUUCUAGGUUACAUGGCCACAGCAACCACUGGCGCCGCCAUCCUCUUUCCAAGUCCAGCCUUCGAUCCACUAGCCUCUCUUCGCAUGGCCGCCGACCACAAGGCUACCGGUCUCUACGGCGUGGCCACCAUGUUUGUGGCCAUGCUCGAGCUCAUCGGGGCGCAGUCACAUCUCUCCGAUCCGCUCAUACCACUCAAGGACAUCGAGGACUUUCCCAACCACCUGCGCAAGGGUAUUGCGGCUGGCAGCUCCGUUCCCGAGAGUCUGAUGCGCAGGCUCUACGCAAAGAUUGGUCUGCAGGACUUGGUGAUCUGCUACGGCAUGACGGAGACCAGCCCCGUGAGCCUCAUGACAGCGCCCUCAGACCCGUUCGAGAAGCGCACCGCUUCCGUCGGCAAGGCGAUGCCACACACCAAAGUUAAGAUCGUCGACCCCCUGGACAGGACGCGAAUCUUGCCCAUUGGCGAACGCGGCGAGCUUGCUUCGGCAGGAUAUUUGGUCAUGAAGGGCUACUGGGGCGACCCAGAGCAGACAGCAGAAGUCAUGAUUACCGAGCCUGACAACGACGGAAGCGGCUCGAGCACGACAUGGAUGUAUACAGGCGACGAGGCCAGCAUGGACUCGGACGGCUACGUGGAGAUCACGGGCCGCAUCAAGGAUCUGAUCAUCCGCGGCGGUGAGAACAUCCACCCACUCGAGAUCGAGAACUGUCUGUUCCAGCAUCCGUUGAUUGCCGAGGCCAGCGUCGUCGGCGUGGCGGACGAGAAGCUGGGUGAGAGCGUGGGCGCUUUCAUUAUUGUUCACAAAGACGUCGAGCCUGUCGAGGGCGAAGGUGGGGGAGGGGAUGUGCUCUCGCUGGAGAGCACGGCGAAGGGACGUAGUGAGGGGAAGAAGACACUGACGAGACGUGAGAUCAGGGAGUGGGUUGCUAAGCAUCUGUCUCAGCAUAUGGUGCCUAAGCACGUGUUCUGGGUGGAUGAAUAUCCGAAGACGGCGAGUGGGAAGAUACAGAAGUUCAAGUUGAGGGAUCUGGCGAAGACGUUGAUUGCGGAGAACAAGGGCUGAUUUUUGGUAAUAAGUGUGAUGGUUGUGGUGGUUUAGCGGCUGAGUGUCAAAGGAGCAUUGUGGCGUUGAUCAUUGGGUUUCUUGUGGUAGGCGACAGUGGUAAUGGUAUUUGGAAAGAGAUGAAACGUUGUAUCGAGUGGCUUGAGAGCUAAUUCAGAUAUGCAGAGUACUUCACUUUGCUUUCUUUGUGUACAGAGCUUCCGGUAAGAGUUCGAGAUUGGCGAG